AUGGAGGCGUGCCAGGGUAACCAGGCAACUCUGCAUCCACAAGUGGUGCUGCCGCUCAUCCUCAAGGCCUUUACCUUACUAGGUUCCUCCUUACCUGGGCCUAUAGCUACAAAGCCCAAUCCUCUUUCUCUAAAAAGAUCCAGCUCCAAUCGGAAACAAGCCAGUGAUGACAUUGCCAUUAAGCGCCAAAAAAAUACUGAUGCUGCUCGACGUUCACGGUUACGAAAGAUGCUCAAGAUGGAAUCUUUGGAACAGCGUGUCCAUGAACUCGAGACCGUAAAUAGCCGAUUACGGUUACGUGUCGCUGUACUUCAAAGCGAACGAGACGCUGUGGAUGAAAGAGAACGUGCCAAUAGAGAACGAGUACGUGCAUUGGAAGCCCAGCUGGCUGUGGCCCACCGCGCUCUCGUCAAAGAGUUCCAAAACGAAAAAUGA
Molecule: messenger RNA, 435 nt
Organism: Radiomyces spectabilis
Lineage: Eukaryota; Fungi; Mucoromycota; Mucoromycetes; Mucorales; Radiomycetaceae
Exons: 1
Coding region: 1-435 (144 amino acids)
Biological process (GO): regulation of DNA-templated transcription
Molecular function (GO): DNA-binding transcription factor activity
Source: RefSeq, a predicted model, not a curated record